Ixodes scapularis (black-legged tick) is the source of this 2220-nucleotide messenger RNA. RefSeq lists its product as uncharacterized. The record is from RefSeq and is a predicted model, not a curated record. NCBI's taxonomy places the organism in Eukaryota, Metazoa, Arthropoda, Arachnida, Ixodida, Ixodidae. Gene Ontology annotation, biological process: DNA replication. Gene Ontology annotation, molecular function: DNA-directed DNA polymerase activity; DNA binding; nucleotide binding. Bases 1 to 2220 code for a protein of 739 amino acids. The transcript has a single exon.
AUGGAACCCUUUCCCUACUUUUGCGUCUACGAUUUCGAGGCCAUUCUGGAAGCGGAAAACAUGGGUCAGGCAUACGAGAAGCACGUCCCCAGUUCAUUUUGCAUACUCGUAAUCCGAUCCACGGACUCGCGCAUCGUCGAGCAGUUUUUAUACCGGGGCGAGGACUGCGUGGAAAAGUUCAUUUCCAUCCUUAAUCAAUUGUCAAAGCUCAUUGGCGAAUGGAUUCGAAGCGAGGAAGUGCCAAUGGUGAGCGUGAACGAAGAGGCUCACGCGUCGGCCUCUCACUGCGCGAUUUGUGGCGAAUCGUUUGGAAAUCGAAAGAGAAAAGUGAGAGAUCACGACCACUUCAGCGAACCGUACAGGCAGUCGUUGUGUCAGGGAUGCAAUUUAAAUAUGAGAGUAAACAAGAAAGUCAUUCCAGUGCUCGCGCACAACCAUUCGUAUGACCUGGCCUUUAUACUACCCAAACUCGACUUAUUCGAGUCUAAAGAUAUUAAAAUGCUCGCCACUAGCUGCCAGCAAUUUAAGCGACUCGACGUGGGUAACCUGCGGUUUCUCGACAGUCUGGCAUUUCUCCCCGCCAGCUUGGAUGCGCUGGUUCAGGACCUCCGUUCCAAGGGACUAGAAAACCUGUGCUGUCUAAAGCAGGCUUUUCCGCAGCACGUUGAGCCUCUGGCGCGGAAAGGCGUAUUUCCCUACGACUACGUGACCAGUUUCGAGGCUUACCGGGAGCCCGAGCUACCGCCGCCCGAGUCGUUUUACAACAAGCUUAACGAUAGCCAAAUUUCGGAGGAGGACUACCGUCACGCCCAAACCGUCUUUGAAACAUUUAAUUUCAAAAGCCUAGGAGAAUACAGUGACUGCUACCUGCAUCUCGACUGUCUACUUCUCGCCGACGUGCUCCAAAAUUUCAGGAAAUGGACUUUAGACACGUACGAGCUCGAUCCGCUUCACUAUGUUUCCCUCCCCGCGCUCAGUCUGGCCUGCGCACUUAAACAAACUGGGGUGAAACUGGAGCUGCUCGACGAUGUGGAUGCGUAUCUCUUCAUCGAAGCGGGUCUGCGAGGAGGAAUCAUUCAAUGUGCCAUUCGCAACACGAGGGCUAACGUGCCAGGAACCGCACGUUUCGAUCCGAGCACUGCGGUUUCUCAAAUUUUAGACCUCGAUGUGAACGGUCUUUACGCUUCCACCAUGCGACAAUCCCUUCCAUGCGCCGAUUUUCGCUGGCUAGACCGCGAGGAAAUCGACGCUCUCCACUUCCAGCAGGUUCCCGACGACGCGCCAGGGGGUUACAUUUUAGAGGUGGACCUUGACUACACUCGGGAACUACACGAUUCGCACGCGGACUUUCCCCUGGCUCCCGAGAAACGAGGAGUCCCGCUCGAAUGGCUCUCACCCUAUCAAAAAGCGCUCGUCGAAAAAUUUCACCUACUCCAGCGAGAGUCUGAGCGAAAGUUGCUUCUCACCUUUUACCCGAAACGCAAUUACAUUAUCCACUACCGAAACCUCAAGCUGUAUCUGGAGUUGGGCUUAAAACUAAAGGUCAUUCUUCGCCUUUUGAAGUUUUCGCAGAGGGCAUUCCUUAAAGAUUUCAUCGACUUUAACCACAACCUCCGAAAACAGGCGGCAAAUGCUUUUCAAAAGAACUUAUCUAAGCUCAUUAUGAAUUCAAUUUAUGGCAAGACUAUCGAAAACCCACGUCAGUACAACAACGUUGUCAUUAGCGUGAGCGAGGACGAAGUGCUGAAAAACCUGCAGAAGCCUAACCUCAGACAGUUUGCGGCAAUUAGCCCGGCCGUGGUGAUCUUUCAGUUUUCUCAGAGAACCCUACACUUGAACAAACCCGUGUACGCGGGCUUUUUCAUUUUAGAGAUGUCCAAACGGGUCAUGUACGAAUUUUUCUACAAGCAGGUCAGGCGCGUUUUCCCCGACGCUCGCGCAGCGUACAGCGGCACGGACUCGUUCAUCCUCCAAAUCACCGACCCGGAUGUAGACUCGAAGCUCGCGACCCUUGUCGAAACUCACCACUUCUGGGUACCCGGGCGAUCACCCCUUGUUCUCUCCCGCAAACAAAAUGAAACUAGGAGUGUUCAAAAACGAGCUCCCAAAAGAUCACAUUCUUGGAUUUGUUUGUUUAAAACCCAAACUCUAUUCGAUGGAACUAGCCUCCCGAGAGCACUACGUGAGGGCGAAAGGAGUGAAAAGGUGCGAGUCCCGUAA